Molecule: messenger RNA, 1119 nt
Organism: Sardina pilchardus (European sardine)
Lineage: Eukaryota; Metazoa; Chordata; Actinopteri; Clupeiformes; Clupeidae
Product: endonuclease domain-containing 1 protein-like
Exons: 2
Coding region: 100-984 (294 amino acids)
Molecular function (GO): nucleic acid binding; hydrolase activity; metal ion binding
Source: RefSeq, a predicted model, not a curated record
AGGACACACUACUUCAAAGUGGCUCCACUGGAAUGUGUAACGAGAGUGAUAGCGUCUGUUUUGUUGUUCUCUGCAUUCCUUAUCAGCCAUAUUUCCACAAUGAAACGCUGGCUCGCUGCGCUGGCUGUCGCUGCACUCCUGGGUCUUUCUCAGGGAGACGUGGGGGAUUUCUCACCCUGCCUGAAUUUCUUUUACCGGUACUGGCCGCCCAGUGGCUUUAACGGCACCCCCAUAUGUCAGAACUACACCAACGGGCACUACUUUGCCACUCUGUACAGCCGCGAGCGCCGCUCUCCCUGGUACUCUGCAUACCUGUACUCGACUCCAGCGGGCAAAAGACCAAAGACUGCCUGGAAAUAUGAACCACAGUUGGCAAAGUCUAACGCCAGCGGUGUGAUGCUCCCCUUCCCCGUGCCCCCUAAGAGAGUGGACGAGAGCGUGGUCAAGAGCCAGGCGGUGCAGCAGGACUAUCUGAACUCCAGCUACACGCGUGGCCAUCUCAACCCCAGCCUGCACCACCAGAACCGCAGCGAUCGCCGCUCCACCUUCACGCUGACCAACGUCGUGCCCCAAAAGAUGGAGUCCAACGACGGCAUGUGGGCCGCGUUGGAGAUGCGCGUCAACGCGACGAUGACCAAGUACUGCGCGGGUCCGGCGUACGUCGUCACUGGCAUCAUCCCUUACCGGACGGACCGCUGGCUGAAGGACGAGCACCGCGUGGCCAUACCGGAGUACCUGUGGUCGGCCUACUGCUGCCCGACGUACAGCCGGGACCUUCCGGAAAGCCUCAGGAGAACGUUCCCCACGUUUGCCGCCAUCGGCCGAAACGACGCCAACAGCACAGAGGAGAUUGUUCCUGUCGACAGGACCAGGAAAAAGUUUGUCGGGUACGACGUGAGGCCGAUGCCCCUGGCAGAUCUUGAGAUCUACCUGAGGGAGAGAUAUGGGAGAAAGAUUGCUAUUUUCAGCAGACAGUGUUUGUGAGUCACAAGUUUGUCUCGGACAUUUGAACUGGAAUGGUGUCAUUAAAAUGGUAUUGGCUCUCUACAGGAUCAGUGUGAACUACUACUGAGUUCUGAGAGUGGUAGACUAGAUUUAAUAAAUGUUGUUACAAGAAAA